AUGGCUUCCAAUGUUCUUCUCACCGUCCUCCUCGUACUCGUUUCCAUAUCUCUAACUUCGGGUUCUUCUCGUCCCUCAAGAGAUGUUUUGGUUAAACAAGACGAUGUUGAAUCAUAUUCUAUGGCCUCGAGUCAGCAAGGAUCAUCGAUGCUUGAUGUGGAAGAUCUAGUGAAAGCUCGAAGUCUCCAAGCUCUACUCGCUGGCUCAAAAGUGGCUGGGAAUAAAGCUUCUAAGAGCACUUCAUCCGAGAGUUCAAAGAAGAAGAAACAUAAGAGUAAAACAGGAUCACUGGCUGUUUUAGCCCUUAUUGGAAUCAUAAUCGCAGCUAUUGUUGUUACUAUUAUCAUCAUCUGUGUUAUAUACUUUUUCUAUGUGAUGCACAAAACAAAAAAGGCUCAAAGUCUUGGACAAGAGAAAGCGAAUGGAUCGUCGAAGAAUCAGACUUCCAAAACAGAGGAUAUUGUCUAA
Molecule: messenger RNA, 468 nt
Organism: Eruca vesicaria subsp. sativa (arugula)
Lineage: Eukaryota; Viridiplantae; Streptophyta; Magnoliopsida; Brassicales; Brassicaceae
Source: the annotation of a GenBank genome assembly